AUGGCGCGACAAUUUAGCAUCGUUAACGUGAUAAUAACAUUUUUUAUAUAUUGUGAUAUCCUGAUACAAGCAUAUACAGUUCCACCGGCAAAGCUUGAAGCAAUUUACCCUCAAGGAUUGCGAGUGUCUGUUCCAGAUGAUGGAUUUACUCUAUUUGCUUUUCAUGGUAAUCUCAAUGAGGAAAUGGAUGGCUUGGAAGCGGGUCAAUGGGCAAGAGACAUAACAAAAGUUAAAGAUGGAAGGUGGACAUUUAAGGACAAAAACGUGAAACUGAAAAUUGGAGACAAGAUUUAUUUCUGGACUUAUGUUAUUAAAAAUGGUUUAGGAUACCGACAAGAUAAUGGCGAAUGGACUGUAACCGAGUUUGUUAAUGAAGAUGGAAGCCCAGCGAUCAUAGAUGGUCAACAAACACCGUCUCCAUCCGUAACUACCGAGCAGUAUACGACCAAACCAGGACAAACUAGUCAGCCUGUUCCUACAUGCGUGCAAUCACAAACCGCUGUACUAGGACGCAAUAGUGUUUGUAAAGGGGAGCUCAUCUUCAGCGAGGAGUUUGAUAAGACUAAUAUGAGAGAUUUAUCAAGUUGGAACUCUGAAGUCAAAUUUCCACAGGAACCGGACUACCCCUUUAAUGUGUAUAUGCCAGACCACACACUCCGCCUCGAUAACGGAUUAUUGGUCAUAUCUCCACUGCUAUUAGAAUCUUUGCACCAUGAGGGAUUCCUGAAUGAGGAAUUGGAUUUGAGCAAUAUAUGCACUGGAUUGAUUGGAACGAGGGAAUGCAGACAAGUGGCAUCAGGUGCACAAAUUUUACCGCCUGUCGUUACUGGCAAAAUAACAACCAGAAAUAAGUUUAAUUUCAAAUUUGGUAGAGUUGAAGUUCGCGCCAAGUUACCUUCUGGUAGUUGGUUAUUACCGGAAAUAACAUUGGAGCCACGUGAUAGCGUUUACGGAAAUCGUUACUACGAAUCUGGACUUAUGAGAAUUGCUUUCGCAAAAGGAAAUGAUAUUUAUGCGAAAAAACUAUAUGGAGGUCCAAUUUUAUCUGAUUCAGAGCCCUACCGUUCAUACCUUAUGAAAGAGAAAAUAGGUAUCGAAAAUUGGAACAGAGAUUUCCAUAAUUACAGUCUAGUAUGGAAACCAGAUGGUAUGCAAUUGUAUGUUGAUGGGGAAUUAUACGGUACCAUUGACCCCGGAGAAGGAUUUUACUCCAGUGCUAUGCAGCAAGGUGUGCAGCACGCCUCACUCUGGGCUAGGGGAUCAGUAAUGGCACCAUUGGACAAAUUGUUCUACAUGUCCCUUGGCCUUCGGGUUGGCGGCAUCCACGAUUUUGCUGAUGUUCACGAGAAGCCUUGGAGGAACAAAAACAACAAGGCUAUGGUCAAUUUCUGGAACGCAAAAGAUACUUGGUUCCCCACGUGGUACGAUGCUGACAUGAAAAUCGAUUUUGUCAGAAUUUACGCACUGUGA
Messenger RNA from Parnassius mnemosyne (clouded apollo), 1470 nucleotides. NCBI's taxonomy places the organism in Eukaryota, Metazoa, Arthropoda, Insecta, Lepidoptera, Papilionidae. The record is from the annotation of a GenBank genome assembly.